AUGAGGGGAUUGCUGAGCAGCAGCUGGAGGAAGUUUGGACACGCUGGCCGGGGGACAUACGAGUGGCUAACCAGCGAACCAAGCCUGCCUCUUCUGGAAACCCAGCUGCAGGGCACCCAGAAGGCCAGCUCCGCCCAAGCCGACGUGGAGCCCUUCCUGUGCAUCCUUCUCCCCGCCACCGUCCUGCUCUUCCUGGCCUUUCUGCUGCUGUUCCUGUACCGCCGCUGCCAGGCCCCGCGGGCCCAGGGCCAGGUGUUCAGUAUCGACCUCCCCGAGCGCCCUCCUGCGGGAGCCGGCCCCGACUUCCUGCCCGGCUUGCCCUGGGGCAGCGAGCAGGAGAUUCCCUACUCGCCCCUGCGUCCAGGAGGGACCCUCCUCUCCGUGUGCUUGCCGCCCUCCUACGAAGAGGCCACCAGGAAUCCUCCUGGGGAAGAGGCCCUGGACACGGACCUUCGGUGUUAA
Messenger RNA from Marmota flaviventris (yellow-bellied marmot), 462 nucleotides. It is a transcript of the gene Smim28, whose product is annotated as small integral membrane protein 28. The record is from RefSeq and is a predicted model, not a curated record. NCBI's taxonomy places the organism in Eukaryota, Metazoa, Chordata, Mammalia, Rodentia, Sciuridae.